Molecule: messenger RNA, 3575 nt
Organism: Pomacea canaliculata
Lineage: Eukaryota; Metazoa; Mollusca; Gastropoda; Architaenioglossa; Ampullariidae
Product: Ig-like and fibronectin type-III domain-containing protein 2
Exons: 19
Coding region: 433-2868 (811 amino acids)
Biological process (GO): cell-cell adhesion
Molecular function (GO): protein binding
Source: RefSeq, a predicted model, not a curated record
UCGCAAUCAUUCCCACUGCUGUGAGCGGAGUGGCAUCAGAGACCGCUGUCUAGACUUGUGUUUCUACACCGAGGUCUCUGCAGUCCACCUAGGGUACUCCCACUGUGUUAGUCCCCUCCACACGGCGAGAACCGUGACGUGCUACUUGGAAGGACUGAGCGACCCUCCUCGAGCACCUGACAAUGUCACGGUGUCCACAAUCGCAGCCCGGAGUAUUUCUGUAGAGUGGGAGGUGCCCCAGCGAGGGGAGUGCCCAACAUCCUACUACGUGACCUGUCGCAGCCUGAUAGCCAACAGGUGCAGACGGGAGAAACAACAGCUCCUCUCUACAGUUUUCAAAACUUAGAACCUGAAACUGGAUAUGAGAUCACGGUCUCCUCUGUUCUGAAUGGUUUCUACAGCCUGUCCUCACCCUUGAUCACUGCCUACACCAUGGCGGAGACAGUCAUGGCGGGCGCUCCAGCCACCGACAAGAACAGCUCAGCGGUGUGGAUGACCAGAACUCAGUGUUGCAAGAAAAGCGGAAUAUCCUCAGACUGUCUGCCUCUAUGCAUCAACAAACCCGUUGAAAGCAGGACCAAGUGCUGGAAGGAAGGUCCCAAGAUACUCACCUGCACAACAGAGAAGAAGGACCGCAGAACAUGCUGUUCGCAGGCAGGCCUUAGGUCAGAAUGUAUUUUCUUGUGCUCUGGUUCUGUUGAGAACUUCACAGUCGUCGCACCUGACUGCAUGGAGGAUGCUGCUAUUGACAUUAUCACUUCCUGCUUCCUACCGAACACAGGUCUGUUGCCUGAAGCUCCAACUCAUUUCAGAGUCCUGAAAGAGAUGAAGGGUGGAAUAACGCUGACUUGGGACAUGUCUCAAAAAUGCAAAGAGCCUGAUCCGUGUGUCUUUGAUGUCCACUUCUGGAAAGCCGGGGACAUGACGGACCACAAAGUCAUAGCAAACGUGACAUCACCAUACCUCGUGACUGAAGAGCUGGACAAUCGUGAGUACACGUUCACUGUCACAGCACGCAACUCCCAAGGUAGCAGCGCGACAGCGCCGUGGCAGACCAUCCUCCUCAACCACGUUGAGCCCGAUGUCUCCAUUGCCAUCCUCCCAUCAGACGUAGACAUCUUUGACAGCGGCACGUCCAUUCUACUUGCGUGCGACGCAUUCAACUUCAAAGAUGAAAUUAAUUUCACAUGGACCUACGGUGAGCAAGUGCUGGGAAGGAAACGGUUUCUAUACCUAGGUCAUGUCACUCCAGAACAGGAAGGGUUGUACUCCUGUACAGCGAGCACCAACAACUCGCUUAGCACGGCUCACAGAUACCUGAAUGUCAGAUACGCGCCCCUUCUGAAGGACAGCUUCAUGGACAGUCUUGCUGAUACUCCAGCUGUGCUGCAAUGUUGGUUCAAAGGUCACCCAUUUACCAACGCAUCCUCAAGCACCUGGGAAAAGGAUGGGAAGCCAAUUUCUGAUCCCCGGUAUUUUACCUCUGAGAGAACUGACUUAGACACAGGUGACACUUACUUCCAACUCAUUAUUGAAGACGUGGUGCCCAGUGACUAUGGCUUCUACCAGUGUAUGGCUUACAAUCAGUACGGUUCCUCAUCCGGGCAAGUGAGAUUUACAGAGACUGACCUCGUAUCCAUGACUACACUUGUUUCUACAGAGCCUGACCUGACAUCCAUGACUACUCUUGUUUCUACAGAGACUGACCUCGUAUCCAUGACUACACUUGUUUCUACAGAGCCUGACCUGACAUCCAUCACUACACCUGUUUCUACAGAGACUGACCUGACAUCCAUGACUGCACUUGUUUCUACAGAGCCUGACCUCGUAUCCAUGACUACACUUGUUUCUACAGAGCCUGACCUGACAUCCACCACGCCUGUCACACCCAUUCAGAAUGCAACAGGAAACGCCACAGACUGUUGCAGGAAGGUGGGUGUCCCUGACCUCUGCUUACCUUUGUGCUCCCACACCUUCAACUUGAUAGAAUUUCUUGACAAAAACCAUGCAUCGUGCUCGGACCACUUGCAGAGCAUCGUCAGAUGUGACGCUGGUACAGACGAUUUUGACCACACACAGUGCUGCCGGGAAAGCAGGGUGCCGGAGUUCUGCUGGCCAGUCUGCUCCGGACAUUUCUCGGAGAACUCGUCCCAGUCGAAACAUUUCAACUGCUUGUCCUAUUCUAACGAACUAUUUGACUGCUUUGAAAUGGGAACUAGCAGUUUGCCAUCGCCUCCAACAGAAGUGUCAGCCACGCUGACUCCAAACGCAAUCAAGGUGACAUGGGGACGUCCGGCGAAAAAUAAAGAUAAAGUCAAGUGGUACAGGGUCAACAUCGCCUCGUCUACGAAAGCAAAACCAACACAGCACGUGCUGACAAAAGAGUUCCUGGACUACGCCAUCUCUAACAUCGCACCAGGCAGUUCGUACAAAAUUUGGAUUGUUGCCGGCAAUGAUUUGGGCAAUAGUCAGGCUUCUGAGGCCAUCAACAUCACCGUCCCUGAAGAUUUCCAGCCAGACAGUGCCAAGAUUCAAGGAGAAGGGACACAUGACAAUAUAUUCACAGUCCCUGUACUAGCUGGUGUCGUUGUAGCUGCUGUGGCCGUUGUUGCUGCUGUUGCGGUUACAGUCGCUGUGGUUUGCAGGAGACGAUUUCGCAGAAAACUCGCAAUAGACUCAGUCUCCUUUGAAAAUCCGAGCUACGGGAAUGAGUGCAUCAGGAUUGGAGCUCUGCCCGCAUCUGAACAGACAGAGGAGCCCACAGCCAUGCAAGUACUGGCAGCCACCAAGAGCAGUGGAAGCUUCGAGAAUUCUGGCUUUAAGCAGGAUGGUGCUUCUGCCUCCUCGAAUCCAACUAACACAGCAUAAUCUGCGUCUUCUACAUACAGACAACAGGGCACAGGGCACAGAGCACAGGGCACAGGGCACUCCCACAUCGGGGGUCAGACACCUUUGACAAGUGCGCCAGUCCGUUGGUCACGUGACUCUUUUUGCGCAUCCCACCGGCAUGACCACAAAAACAACUUACAUAAAUGUUUAAUAAUAAUUGUGACUGUCAUUGUGUAAUCAUUGUUGAAAACUUUCCCAAGCAGUGUAACAAUUCCACCACUGUGAGGAAAAGAAGUGACGACUAGGAAAAUAACCAAAUCGAUGACAGAAGACACUGCUGCCUCUUUACAUUGUUGUAGUCUACAAUAAUGAUGUAAUAAGGUUUGUUUAAAUCAGAUAUAGUUAUGUCAAUGUUCACGUGUUGAAUAAAGUAAUCACAAGUGUAAUGUGUAAGCGUGAAUGUAUCUCUGCACAAAUAAAACAUCCUGGUUUCAAGAGAUAUACAGUAGCUGAAACAUGCAAAUCAGUAUUAACAGAUAUUCUUGAUAACCGUUUUCUUACUGUUCCUAACACAAAAACUAACACGUGACUGUGUGCGUGUGUGUGAGAGCGUGUGUGCUUUAGUAUGUGUGUGCGCGCGCUUACGCGUGCGGUAUUAAAAGAAUUGUGAGUUUAUCAGUUUUAACAUCUUUUAAUGUUCGGCUGUAGCUGAAAUAAUCAUGCUAAUAAAAAACGGUAAUAAAUAU